Penicillium hordei is the source of this 405-nucleotide messenger RNA. RefSeq lists its product as uncharacterized. Lineage: Eukaryota; Fungi; Ascomycota; Eurotiomycetes; Eurotiales; Aspergillaceae. Bases 1 to 405 code for a protein of 134 amino acids. The record is from RefSeq and is a predicted model, not a curated record. The transcript has a single exon.
AUGUUUCUCAAUCUGUUUCGGUCGAAAGAAGCUAGGAGAAGAAAGGAAGAAGAGAAACGAGUUGUGAAGCAACAACAGGAAGACCGAAAGCGCCAGCAAGCGGCUGUCGCUGCGUCCAAACCCACCUACGUUCCGUACGAUACCCCUUCCUCCAUAUCUACCCCGUCCACUACCUGGGGUGGUGGCAACUAUGCCGAUGCUGGCAGUAGCAAUUACGAUUCCGGAGCUGGGAAUAGCACUCAUCACCAUUCCAGUGGCGGGGGUGGAGGCCAUCAUUCUGGUGGUGGUGGUGACAGCAGCUGUUAUUCAGGCGGUGGAGGUUAUUCAGGUGGUAGCAGCGGCGAUUCAGGCGGUGGAAGUAGCAGCAGCGGAGAUUCAGGAGGCAGCUCUGGAGGUGGCUGCUAA